GACUGCCGAUGGACAUGAACCAUGGUGCGCUCACUCUCUUCGUGACCACAUGCCCUCCUCUACAUAAACAGACCCAAGCUAGCUCUUCCCUCUCGCUAACAACACUUGUCCCAGUGACCGAGUCGUCCUUCUUCUUAAACCUUGUUGCAGGCAAAGCUGGCUGAGCUCCACCAGAAGCUAGCCAUGGUAAGCGUGGUGACCGCAGGGCUCACCCUCGUCGGGGGCGCCAUUGGGGCCUACUUCUUCUGGCCCGCGGCGGCUGGGGUGGCCGCGGCGGGCGCCGCCAUGAAGGCGCCCGGAGCAGCCGGAUUUCUCAUCUCCCGUGCGGCGUUCCUGGCGAACCCACAGUUAUAUUUCCAGAUCCUCCGCAACGCCGGCGCCGCGGCAGCUGCCGCAGCUUUCGCGCUGUAGCGAGUACGUACGUCUGCAUGAGUGUCGUUCCUGUGUUCGCCGCGUUGCAUACAACGCUAAUAAUGGAUCUAUCAAUAUUAUCUAGUUUUUGAGAGUGUUUAAGAAGUGUGGAUCUAAGUAAUGUAACUAUCUAGUACUAUCUGUUUAGUGUCACGGUACUCGUGUUUGUCCUGUUGUUGAGUACAUCUAAGUAUGCUAAUUAAUCUGUUCAAGAACCUUCUGCUUACUAGAUUAGUGUUACACCUAUGCUUGUUUGCCAUGAUUCAGCCACCAAUUCUUUAUAUAUUUGAGUGACUAGCUGAA
This is a messenger RNA of Phragmites australis (common reed), 714 nucleotides long. Its product is annotated as protein EGG APPARATUS-1-like. The coding region runs from base 184 to 411 and encodes 75 amino acids. The record is from RefSeq and is a predicted model, not a curated record. NCBI's taxonomy places the organism in Eukaryota, Viridiplantae, Streptophyta, Magnoliopsida, Poales, Poaceae. The transcript has a single exon.